Molecule: messenger RNA, 1891 nt
Organism: Bombus huntii
Lineage: Eukaryota; Metazoa; Arthropoda; Insecta; Hymenoptera; Apidae
Exons: 6
Coding region: 88-978 (296 amino acids)
Biological process (GO): carbohydrate metabolic process
Molecular function (GO): carbohydrate binding; isomerase activity
Source: RefSeq, a predicted model, not a curated record
UCGAAAUAUGGUGGGGGUAAACUAGGGGCAUUGAACAAAGGUUGACUGCGUUGGUCGAGGAUUCGGCGGCGCAUUCACGACUUAAACAUGGCAGCGGCUACCAGCGUUGUCGUACUCGACAGAGGCAACAAUACCACCUGCACGAUCAAUUUACACGGAGCUACUGUGGUAUCCUGGAGAGUAAAUAAUCAAGAACAACUGUUUGUCAGUAAGCAAGCGGUAUUCGAUGGGAAGAAAGCCAUUAGAGGAGGCAUUCCAUUCGUUUUUCCACAAUUUGGAGCAUGGACGUUUGGACCGCCUCAUGGUUUUGCUAGAAUCGUCCGUUGGAACGUAGAAAAGCCGCCUGAACGUUUGCCGAGCGGUGACGUCGAAGCAAUUUUCUCUAUUAUGGACAGCGAAUUCACCCGAUCAAUGUGGAAUUACCCAUUCAAAUUGACAUACAGACUGAUACUUCGGGAAAAGGAACUACAUUUUAACAUUGGCGUAUACAAUCCUAGUAAAGAUCAUACGUUUAGUUUUAAUUUAUUGCUGCAUACUUACUUUAAAGUGCCAGAUGUUAGGAGAUGUCAAAUUACCGGCCUUCAUGGAUGCACGUUUAUCGACAAGACAAGAGACAACCAAAUUUUUCAAGAAGGUCGCGACGUAGUGACCGUGUGCGAAUGGACAGACAGAAUUUAUCAGAACACGCAGCCAGAACACAUCAUUACUAACGUCGUAUCCGGUAGGAAAAUGCGAGUACAAAAGUACAAUUUUCCUGAUACAGUGGUUUGGAAUCCGUGGCAGGAAAAGGCUCGUGACAUACCAGAUUUCGGCGAUGACGAGUUUCCCAACAUGAUAUGCGUGGAAAGCGGACACGUCAGCAGCCCUGUUAUAUUACUUCCUGGAACAGCUUUCGAAGCUAGUCAAAUCUUACAGCGUAGGUUGUCGACAAAUUACAAACAGAUUCCUGAAAAAUACAAAAUGAUUGAAAGAUAUUAAUCUUUAAAUGUCCGGAUUACACGUGAUUAUCACCAACGACGUUCACAACGAUUCACAAUAGCUCUACGUUCGUUGCAUUGCACAGGAGUAUUAUUUACAUCACAAGUAUCAUUUCGAGCAAGAUGUUACCUUAUUCUACGAAAUGACGAACCAUUUAUCCUAAACGAUAUUUAAUCGUACAAUAGAUUCUUUACAAGAGAAUUCUCUCAUUUUCUCAUCGCAUGUUAGAUAACAUCGCAUGCACGUUCUACGAUCUAGCACUUGUUCGAAAGAAAUUGAUUAGCAAUUGCCAAAUACACUUACUCUGUAUACUUGUACAACUCUUACUAUCUAUCUUGUACAACUCAUACUCGAAAAUGGACAUUAACACCAAUAUUUUUAUGAUACACCAAGAAAUCUAAUAUGCCACGAAACGACAGAAUACUAAUUUUGAUGAAUGACAACUUGUAAUUUAUUAUAAACAACAAGGAUAAAGAUUAUCGUAAAAUUGUAUAAUUAUUAAUAUCGACUGUAGCAGAUACUAUUUGCGGAUAUAAAGAAACGCGUUGAAUUUAACAAACAAAAACGACGACCUUCUUUUUCUUGAAAAUCCACUCUACAAUUAAAUGCUGUUAGAUUGUUUACGUAUUUUCAAGCUACAAGUGGUCCAUAUUAUCGCAGAAUCAGCAACAAAUACACCAAAAUUUUUCUUUCUGAAUAUUAAACUCUGAGUGUGUGUGUGUGUGUGUGUGUGUGCGCGCGCGCGCGCGCGUGUGUGUGUGUGCGUGUUUAUUUAUUUAUUUUAUCGUAAUAAUCGCCUCUUCUCGCAGUGCUAAUGAAAUUUCAAAACGUUCCAUAUGACAGAUAGGAUAACAUGUAAUACAAGCGAGUAUGAGGUGAUAGAAUGACCUAAAUAAAAAUAAAUAAGAAUUUU